CACGGACUCGGUGCUAUAUUUUCAUUUCAAAUCUCUCUCUCAGAUUACACACAAACAAACAAACACGCACAGAACGACGAUCGGUUAGAGAGGUUUCGUGUUCAUUAAGCAAACAUGAUUGCUACUCUCAAAGCUGAAGAGCAAAGCCAGUUACAGCUCGUGGAACGAGAAGAAAUCGAUGAUGAAGAGGACUUGUUCGAAGCUAUAGACAAGCUGACCUCCCAUGGAAUUAAUGCUGGAGACGUGAAGAAACUUCAAGACGCUGGGAUCUUUACCUGCAAUGGCUUGAUGAUGCACACAAAGAAGAACUUGACUGGGAUCAAAGGACUAUCUGAGGCCAAAGUCGAUAAGAUAUGUGAAGCUGCUGAAAAGAUAGUCAAUUUUGGUUAUAUAACUGGAAGUGAUGUCCUGCUCAGAAGGAAGUCAGUGGUUCGCAUCACAACUGGAAGCCAAGCCCUUGAUGAACUCUUAGGCGGUGGGAUUGAAACUCUGGCUAUUACUGAAGCAUUUGGGGAAUUCCGGUCUGGUAAAACACAGCUUGCACAUACUCUCUGCGUGUCUACACAGCUUCCCACAAACAUGAAAGGAGGGAAUGGAAAAGUUGCUUAUAUCGAUACUGAAGGAACUUUUCGACCUGAUAGGAUUGUACCAAUAGCUGAAAGAUUUGGCAUGGAUCCAGGAGCUGUCCUUGACAAUAUCAUCUAUGCUCGUGCCUACACGUAUGAACAUCAGUACAACCUCCUGCUUGGGUUGGCUGCGAAAAUGUCUGAAGAACCAUUUAGACUUCUGAUUGUGGAUUCAGUGAUAGCUCUCUUUCGAGUGGAUUUCACAGGAAGAGGAGAGCUUGCAGACCGCCAGCAAAAAUUGGCACAGAUGCUGUCCAGAUUGAUAAAGAUUGCUGAGGAAUUUAAUGUUGCAGUUUAUAUGACUAAUCAAGUUAUAGCUGAUCCGGGUGGAGGAGUUUUCAUAUCAGAUCCUAAGAAGCCAGCAGGAGGUCAUGUGCUGGCGCAUGCAGCCACAAUCAGGCUCAUGUUCAGGAAAGGCAAAGGUGAACAGCGUGUCUGCAAGAAAAUUCAUAUUACCCAGUUGGGAAAUACUGAAUUGCCAUCGAUGUCCUUAACAGAAACACGUAUUUCAGAUAACUCCAGGCGGUAUUGCCGAUGCAAAGGAUUAACUAGAGGAUCAGGUUGCUACAGCGCAGCUUACCAUUUUGUUUGAUAUAUAUUUCUAGUCUUAUAGAAAAGACAACAAACAAUGGAAAAGCUGCAUUUCCCUACAAAAUUAUAGUACAACCAAAAGUGUAGUCGAAGAGUAUUUCAUGUUUCUGUUUCAUAUUCCGAAGUACUCGCUGAAUCUUCAGAGCAGCCUAUAUUUUAGUUUUUCUUGUUUAUGCUACCAUGUAUCCAAUUUCUAUAAAAUGAUCUUCAAUGCAUUUUAUAUAAACCAUAUUGAAAGAUGAGAGGGUGUAGUCAUGCAG
Molecule: messenger RNA, 1477 nt
Organism: Tripterygium wilfordii
Lineage: Eukaryota; Viridiplantae; Streptophyta; Magnoliopsida; Celastrales; Celastraceae
Product: meiotic recombination protein DMC1 homolog
Exons: 15
Coding region: 115-1218 (367 amino acids)
Biological process (GO): DNA repair; DNA strand invasion; reciprocal meiotic recombination
Cellular component (GO): condensed nuclear chromosome; nucleus
Molecular function (GO): ATP binding; ATP-dependent DNA damage sensor activity; DNA strand exchange activity
Source: RefSeq, a predicted model, not a curated record